GUUACCCGUAACGUCAUUUUGUUAAAUGGGAACAUCAUCUUUCACUCCAUGAAUUAGCUCAAAUCAAUCAUUCUGCAUACUUCUGGCAAGAAAAACAGUAAUAGAAAAUUACAAGGCAUUUUAGGAAAAUGCUGUUCCAUCUGGUGCUCAUAGCGCUUGCCGCUGUCGGCACGAAUGCGGCCACUGGUGGUAGUAAGAAGUACCCACUCUCUUCCAAGUUCAUCGAAGAAAUCAAUACCAAAGCUACAACAUGGCGUGCUGGUCAAAACUUUCACCCCGACACGUCGCUUACCUACAUCCGAGGGCUGAUGGGCGUUCAUCCCGAUGCGGACAAAUUCCGCGAGCCUGAAAUCCUGCACGAUCUGUCCGAUGGUGACGAACUACCGGAGAACUUUGACUCUCGCGAACAGUGGCCCAACUGUCCGACGAUCCGGGAAAUUCGCGAUCAGGGCUCGUGUGGCUCUUGCUGGGCAUUCGGUGCUGUGGAGGCCAUGUCCGAUCGGGUGUGCGUUGCCUCCGGAGGCAAGAUCCAUUUCCGUUUUUCGGCCGAAGAUCUCGUUUCGUGCUGCCACACCUGCGGCUUUGGUUGUAACGGAGGAUUCCCUGGCGCUGCCUGGAGCUAUUGGGUCCGGAAGGGUCUGGUCAGUGGAGGCCCGUUCGGUUCCAACUUGGGCUGUCAGCCUUACGCCAUUGCGCCGUGCGAACAUCAUGUCAACGGAACGCGCCCUUCGUGUGAGGGCGAAGGUGGCAAGACGCCAAAGUGUGUAAAGAAAUGCCAGGAAAGCUACAACGUGCCUUACCAGAAGGAUAAACGCUUCGGUGCUUCCUCCUACUCGAUCGCUCGCCACGAAGCACAGAUCCAGAAGGAAAUCAUGACGAACGGACCGGUAGAAGGUGCGUUUACCGUUUAUGAAGAUUUGCUGCACUACAAGGAGGGGGUUUAUCAGCAUGUGACGGGCAAAAUGCUCGGCGGUCAUGCGAUUCGAAUUCUCGGCUGGGGCGUUGAAAAUGGCACCAAGUAUUGGUUGAUUGCUAACUCCUGGAACAGCGACUGGGGCGAUAAUGGAUUCUUCAAGAUCCUUCGCGGUGAAGACCAUCUCGGUAUCGAAAGCUCCAUCUCGGCUGGUUUACCGAAGCUGUAAUCGAUUGGCUGCAAUGCGCAUCGAAGGAAAGGGGUUAAGUACAUUCCGGCUUAAACGAGGUAAACAAGCAAACACAGCGCAAAACAGCGUGUUAGGUACAAGAGACUGUUGUAAUACAAUCCACAAAAUGUUUCUUUCUUUUACAUCCCAAAAAUAAAAUUCAUCAUUUCUUUUUGUAAAAUUA
Messenger RNA from Anopheles coluzzii, 1326 nucleotides. It is a transcript of the gene CtsB, whose product is annotated as cathepsin B. Gene Ontology annotation, cellular component: lysosome. Gene Ontology annotation, biological process: regulation of catalytic activity. The transcript is spliced from 2 exons. Gene Ontology annotation, molecular function: cysteine-type endopeptidase activity. The record is from RefSeq and is a predicted model, not a curated record. NCBI's taxonomy places the organism in Eukaryota, Metazoa, Arthropoda, Insecta, Diptera, Culicidae. Bases 129 to 1142 code for a protein of 337 amino acids.